This is a messenger RNA of Larimichthys crocea (large yellow croaker), 2316 nucleotides long. It is a transcript of the gene frs3, whose product is annotated as fibroblast growth factor receptor substrate 3. Gene Ontology annotation, molecular function: fibroblast growth factor receptor binding; transmembrane receptor protein tyrosine kinase adaptor activity. The coding region runs from base 445 to 2292 and encodes 615 amino acids. Gene Ontology annotation, biological process: fibroblast growth factor receptor signaling pathway. The transcript is spliced from 6 exons. NCBI's taxonomy places the organism in Eukaryota, Metazoa, Chordata, Actinopteri, Sciaenidae. The record is from RefSeq and is a predicted model, not a curated record. Gene Ontology annotation, cellular component: cytoplasm.
UGAGUAAACUGAAUCAGUAUAUGCAGUCAUUUAGUUACGUAUAAGAGGGAUUUUGUCAUUUUUUUGAGGCAGGGAAAAGCUCAAAAACAACCAACUGUCUCGGUAACUUCAUCACUAAAAAAGUGUUAAAUGUUUUUAUGAUCAUGAUUUUAAAUAUCCUUAAACUGUAGUUAAUGUUAAGGUGUUUUUUUUUUAUUUUUUAAAGUGGAUAACAGGAAAUGACAUGCAACAGGUUCAGUAUCAGGUUUAUGCACUGACAUACAAGUUUAAUGUCUAAAUCUGAUUGUUGUUUCAGGGGGGAGAACAUCAUGCUUCUCUUAAAGAUGUCAGUCCAACAAACCAACUGGCUUGUGACGACGAUGCCCAGUCGAAGAUCCUGGGAUUGAGACGUGAAUCCCUUUACACUGAUGGCCUGGACUGAGUUUCAGCUGGCCUGCUGAAGCUAUGGGGAGCUGUUGGAGCUGUCUGUACAGAGACCCCAUCCGAGACAACCAUCUCACCAAAUUUAAGGUCACCAAUGUGGACGAUGAGGGCAACGAGCUGGGCUCUGGGAUCAUGGAGCUCACCCAGACUGAGCUCAUUCUUCACACACGUAAGCGGGACGCCAUCCGGUGGCCGUAUCUCUGCCUGCGACGCUACGGCUACGACUCCAACUUGUUUUCUUUCGAGAGCGGUCGUCGCUGUCAGACCGGGCAGGGAAUCUUUGCAUUCAAGUGCUCCCGGGCAGAAGAGAUCUUCAAUCUGCUUCAGGAGCUGAUGCAAUGUAACAGCAUCAACGUGGUGGAAGAGUCUAUGAUGAUGAGUCGCAGUGGUCACACACCAGAGAUGGACAUGUCUCGCACACCACAGACUCCCAACACUCCAGCGUUCCCUGUCCAGGCGUUUCCCAAUGGAUACCCUGGUUAUCCAAUCAGAGGUGAUUCCUCCCAACCCUCUCUUGCUGAUGAUCAUGGACAUAGUCUCAUGGGUUUGGAAGACCAGACCCACACCUAUGUAAAUACUGUUAGUAUGGAGGGGGAUCUCUCUAUGCGUCACUGUGUGCACUCCCUGCCCGAGGUGCGACCCAGCACUUUCCCUGAAACAACAAGGGGAGCCAUGCCUGUCGGGGGCCAAGGAAAUCCGCAGUCCAACCUGCGGUGCCGUCCCCUGGAGGAGCAUAACGAUCCUCAGGUGUUCUUACAGCCGUCCUCGCAGGAGGUCAAAUUCAUGCUGGGCCCCACGCCGGCACAGCGCCAUCUGCUGGAGAGAGAGAGGGAGAGGCAUGGGCACAAUCCUCACAACCUUCAGCCAGUAGAGGGUGCAACAGGCUCAGAGACGGAGGGAGAUGAGCCCUCCAUGCACCUGUGCAACUCUCACUCCUAUCACCAUUUCCAUCACCAUACCCACCGGCACCCGGGCCUCGACCACCCGGAUAGCUGCCAGAGCGGCGAACUCACCUACGAGAACAUCAACGGUCUGAGGAGCGUCCGGAAGCAGCGGUUGAGUCCCAGCAGUGUGUCGCAGUCUGUGGGUUCGAGCAGCAGCAGCAGCACUGGGGACAGUCACUCCCACUCCCUCCUGCACCCGCACUCCCACGGCCCGUCGUCUCUACCCCCGCAGGGCUACCCCUGUGAGAGGGGAAUGGGUGGGGGUCAUCGUCGGACAGCUCUGCUUAACUACGAGAACCUGCCCUCUCUGCCGCCGGUGUGGGAGUACAGCGCUCUGCAGCGGGAUGACGAACAGGAAGAGGAAGACGAUGAGCAGGAUGAGGAGGAAUACGAGGAAGAAGAGGAAGACUUUGAUGAGUAUGAGUUCUCAGAAGGCCCUGGGACACCCAACGGGUACCACCAGGAUGGUCGGGGCAUCCACAGAGAUGCUCUGCAGAACUAUGUCAACACAGAGCAGGUCCAGCCACCCCGGCUCCGACACGCCUGCCCCCCACACCCACGGCCAUGUCAGCCAGACAGAGGGGGGCGAAUAUUUAGCUUUGAUUUCCGCAGACGAUCGAGGUCAGGGGUUGGAGGCUGUGAGCACGGCCACAUGCCUCCAUCGCGGCAGCUGAAUUACAUCCAGGUGGACCUAGAGGGAGAACCUCCCUGCCAAGCCCUCAGCGGCGGGGGUGCCCAGACCCAGCCACAGCACCAGCGCCUACCACCCAAAAAAUGUGGCCCACAGGUACCCCGGCGCAGUGAAUGCUACGCAGUCAUUGACAUAAAGAAGACCGCUGCCAUGUCCAACCUGCAGAAAGCUCUGCCCAGGGAUGAUGGGACUUCCAGAAAGACUCGCCACAACAGCACAGACCUGCCUCUGUAAACGGUGUUCAAACUGAAGAGGAGC